UAUCUUUUCAAGCAGGUUGUUACCGGUAGAGUAGAGGUGCAGAUAACGUGGUUUCCUAGCCAAGUGCGGUGAUCAGGAUCAUUCGGCGCACCAGAGGCUUCUCUAGACUCUACUAGCAUUAUAUUAAAGUUUGGCACGUUGGGAUACCUACGCAGGCUAUUAUGCUAGCGAUUUUCAAUGGUGCCCUUCAGGUUUUCAGCUUUGGGGUGCCUUUCACAAGGGCAAAACUAAUUGAGGUACUUCUAUCAUCAUGCUGGGUGGUUAUGGUAUACGCCAUGGAAUAUCAUCUUUCCCUAUUGCAGAUGAGGAGACGAGGAGCUAAAGUACCUUCGUGUUGGAGGGAUACUCCGUCAUAUUCUGUGUCCCGUCGAUUUGAAAAGCCUUUUCAGAAGGCUUUUGGUUUUGUCAAAUCCACCACGAUCUGUCGAUGCCAGCGUGAUGUAACCAGAAAAGGGGGUCAUUAAGAGUGUUGCAGACUUAUAUACGUGUUUGUGAACGCCAAGGCCUAGUACCCAACAGGGGAG
Pseudomassariella vexata is the source of this 524-nucleotide messenger RNA. RefSeq lists its product as uncharacterized. The transcript has a single exon. The record is from RefSeq and is a predicted model, not a curated record. NCBI's taxonomy places the organism in Eukaryota, Fungi, Ascomycota, Sordariomycetes, Amphisphaeriales, Pseudomassariaceae. Bases 162 to 464 code for a protein of 100 amino acids.